Drosophila kikkawai is the source of this 2971-nucleotide messenger RNA. RefSeq names its product SH2B adapter-like protein Lnk (gene Lnk). Gene Ontology annotation, biological process: intracellular signal transduction. Gene Ontology annotation, cellular component: plasma membrane. Gene Ontology annotation, molecular function: transmembrane receptor protein tyrosine kinase adaptor activity. The record is from RefSeq and is a predicted model, not a curated record. NCBI's taxonomy places the organism in Eukaryota, Metazoa, Arthropoda, Insecta, Diptera, Drosophilidae.
UAUUAUGGACGGACAGUCCAACGGUCACACCGCACUCUCCGAGUAAUUUUCCGUUUUACAUCGCAAAAAAAUAAAAACAAACCAGAAUUAAAUAAUAUUAAAAGCAGACUGCAGCUUGAGAUUCGCGCGCGGCGUACAAUUAUGACCUGAAACCCGAGAACAACAACGCAAAAGAAUAUAUUUCGAGCAGUCUGCAGUGCGUCCUAGUGUGUGAGUGUGCGAGCGAGAUAACAUGCAAUUUGUGUAAAAAAUAAAUGUUGAAGAAGAUGCCGUGCAUUUAGACCACUUUCAAUCCCCGAUCUCUUUUUGAAACGGACUCCAGCUGGGUAACUCGUGCAGCAAACGGAACCUGAACCGCCGGCGACAGAGGCAGCAGGAACACCAACAACAACAACAACAGCAGCAACCGCUGGCGGGCCAUUAUCCUGGUCAGAUGGGCGGCAACAGCACCGGAGCCAAUUCAAGCGCCUUUAGCGCGGGCGGAUACAUUGGACCCACAUCGGCUAGCAGCCAUCACAGCCUGGGAACAUCUUCGGCAGCGGCGGCGGCAGCGGCAGUGGCUGGUGGCAGCGACCUCAUUCCGGCGCCAAUUGGAACCGGAAACGCCAUGGGCGUGUCCUCCUACGCGUACGGUGGCACCAGCUGGGAGGAAUUCUGCGAACGGCAUGCCAGGGUGGCAGCCUCUGAUUUCGCCAAGGCCUGCAUCACAUACAUCAAUGGCAAUCUGCCGCCAGAGGAAGCGCGUAACAUACAGCACCGAAGUUUUGCCCAGAAGUUUGUGGAAUCCUUCUCGGCGCACUAUGACACAGAGUUCUUUAGGCGGCGAAGUACCCUGAAGACGGGCGCCGGGUCACUGGACUUUGAUGAGGAGCAUGAGGUGCCGCGACUGCUCUCCAAGUCUCUGUUGAGGCGACUCUCCUUUAAGGGACUGCGCAAGGGCAAGUUCUCUCUGAUGCAGGCCUUCUUCCACAAGAACUCCGACGACGUGGACGGCGGCGGUGGAGGCAGCAAGCAGAGCAAAACCAAGCUGGCCAAGAUCGUGGUCGAAUGCCGCAAGGAGGGCAUCGUAAACAACUUGACGCCAGAGAGUCUCGACCAGCCGACGGGCUCUCAGAAGUGGGAGAAAUGUCGAUUGGCUCUGGUGAAAGCAGUCGGCGGAUAUAUGCUUGAGUUCUACACGCCACCCAAGUCCACGAAGCCCCGGAGUGGAGUCUUUUGUUUCCUCAUCUCGGAGGCGCGUGAAACUACGGAAAUGGAGAUGCCCGACAGGCUGAAUACCUUUGUCCUCAAGGCGGACAACAACAUGGAAUACGUGAUCGAGGCGGAGAAUGCCGAGGAGAUGCGCAGCUGGUUGGCCACCAUCCGCUAUUGCAUGCGAACGCCGCCCACGCAACAGCCACUGAUCGAAUCGGAUGGCGUUAUGGCGGCGGCCAUGCAAACGUCGCCCACAAACCCGAAUCCGAGUCCCAAUCCCAUUGGGGCCAUACAGAAUCCGCAGUACCACCAGCAGGGCGGCUCCAACGGGAAUCUUGUGGGUGCUCCUCUGGCCUCGUCCCUGUCGGCGGACAGUGCCCUGGGCCAGGGAGGUGCAACGUCCGCCAGCGACUUGAAUGCCAUCAACGAACUCGGCACCACUCCGCCCUCAGGUCCGCCGGAUAUACCCGUCAGACCGCACAGAGGGGAGCAGCGCUUGUCGGCCUCAAGCAACUUUGAUGGCAUUGAGCUCGCUGAGAAUGAAGCGGACGUGAAUGUGGCGGACCUGACCGCCGAGAUGAGCUUGUUCCCCUGGUUCCAUGGCACACUGACGCGCUCCGAAGCGGCACGCAUGGUUCUACAGUCCGAGGCAGCUGGACAUGGUUACUUUUUGGUCCGCCAAAGCGAAACGCGACGCGGAGAGUUCGUUCUGACCUUCAACUUCCAGGGGCGAGCCAAACACCUGCGGCUCACCAUCUCGGAGAAGGGUCAGUGCCGGGUGCAACACCUUUGGUUCCCCUCGAUCCAGGAGAUGCUCGAACAUUUCCGCCACAACCCGAUACCCUUGGAAUCGGGCGGCACCUCGGAUGUCACGCUUACCGACUGGGUGCACAACAACAGCAGACUGAACGAUCCCACAUCGGCCUCUUCCGGAGGAUCGACUCACGAAUCCGGACAGCUCAACGAUCUGGGUGGAGGAUCCAAUGGAAAUGGCAACAUGAAUGGACAGGGAUCGCGAUCGAAUGAAGCGGGAUCGGGAGCGGGAGCUGCUGGCGGUGGCCAUCCGUCGCCGAGACAUUGCAACGAAGUGAUUACCAUGAAUCUUAGUGUUCGCCUAAAGACAAAUGAAAUUGAACUGCCACAGGAGCCAACACACGUCUUUUUUCCGGAGCAAGUCUAUUUCCAUUUGGAUCCCACAACGCUAACCGUGCACGGAUCGCCGCCGGCCGCCGGCCAGAGCUUUCUGGACCAGCCGCAUCUGCGGGCCUCGAAUGCCUCUCUGCAGGCGGCCGCCCAUCAUCACCAGCAGCAGCAGCAUCCGGCGGGACAAUCGCGUCAUCCCAGCGACAGUGGCAACAACAGCGGCGGUGCUGUCGGCGGUGGAUCGGGUUCAGGGGGAGGCGCCGAAUGCACUGGACGGGCCGUUGAUAAUCAGUACAGCUUCACCUAAGUUCGGAUUGUUGUUGUUGUUGUUGUUGUGGUUCUCCCAUGCGGAAUCAAUUUUUGUGCCAUUUUUAUUGUCCCGAAGGAGAGAAAAUUUGUGUUUUUUCUUUAUUUUUCUUUCGUUCAAUUGUCUGCUUUAAUAGCUUUCUUUCCUACUCGUUUCUAUCUAAGUUAGUACCUCUUUUUGGAAGACAUGAAGUAACUGAAUAAUAUGUAUACAUUAUAUAGCUAAAUGUGUGUGUUCAUUUUAAGUACAUCAAUGUUGUAUGUAUAGUAACGGAAAACAGAAAACGUAAAACAAAAAAAAAAAAAAACAAAAUGCAAAUCGACAAAA